Messenger RNA from Mizuhopecten yessoensis (Yesso scallop), 4925 nucleotides. RefSeq lists its product as uncharacterized. The record is from RefSeq and is a predicted model, not a curated record. Bases 141 to 1340 code for a protein of 399 amino acids. NCBI's taxonomy places the organism in Eukaryota, Metazoa, Mollusca, Bivalvia, Pectinida, Pectinidae. The transcript has 8 exons.
GUGAUUUUGAUAUCCUUCCGUCAAAACAAUCGCUACCAAUAUAGACGAGGUUCUGCCGUGUCUGAACUUGAUUGACAGCAUACGAAUAGCUCACCAUCAGACUACCGAAAUCCCGUAACCUCAGCAUUAAAGUUGUAGAAAUGGGCAACUGUGUAUUUUCCCGACCGGAAGUUGAGGGUGGAGAGAUUCAUUACCAACACGGUGCAAACAGAGAGAGACAUCAUAUUAUUGGAAAAGAUGUCCCACGGGAGGUACAUCAUUUAGAAGAAAUCAACUCUGAUACGAUUGAUGAGAUUUUGAACGACUCAAAAUACUUUCAACAUAACUAUAAAGGCUCUGACGAUCCUUUACGCAAACUUAAUGAGACCAAUAUCAAACUUCUACAAGAGAUUGCAUCGCUAAUACGUCAUCAAAGUCAGUCGUUCAAGAGAAACCUUCAACUGCGUAUCAAGUUAUAUGACGGAGAAGGCCUAACAUCACGUCGUGUAAAGUACCUCGAUUUAGUAUCUGGAACAGGUGAAAAUGUUAUGGAAUGUUAUCGAAAGGAGGAUGUGACUGUGAAGUAUGUGAACAGAGAGGGUAAACUCCCAGAAAUUUCAUCGUUUGGGUAUAUAGUUCCUGAGAUAUCGGUUUUGUACAUCAACCAGAUCUUGAAUGCAUCCGAAUUCCUUGAAAGCGAAGAUGAUCGAAGAAUGUUACAGGAGGUUUCAAGUCGUGUAGCAAAAGAACCCCUUUGGAAAAGGAAAAACUGUGAACUUACUGUUAUUCUUCACAACAUCAAUGGCCACCUUCACAAUCGUGUGAAACAUAUUGUGAUCGCAGCAGGUGAAAAAGAGCACAAAAUCCAGUGUUCAAAAUCCACAAAAGAAGAAAUACACUGGGAAUGUGAGGAGAGUUUGAAUCUAGAUGAUGCACAAAAGGAAACUUACGAAUGUGAAAUGAUAACAACUGAUGAGAUAAACAAGAUUUUGGAACAAUCAAAAUUCCUGAAAGAAAAUCGGUCUCACCGGCAAUUCGUAUCAAGCGAUGUUCGCAGAGCGAUACCGGCAGAAUGGGAAACGGUCCGAAAAAACUGUACGCUUACUAUCGAGCUGGCACCUGAUGAAGGUGCCGCCAAUAUUCCUAUGAAGCACAUCGUCAUCAAAGCCGGAAAUGGUGAGAACACAAUACGUAGCUCAAAAGACAAUCCAUGGCACAUCAGAAAUCAAACUUCUGGCGCCGCCUUCGUUCAUGGAGUUUCGACAGCGUACAACAAUACUACUAGUGGUAUCUUCAGCGUUGGUGCGCGAUUUGCCAACUAUAUUACAGGUACUGCAAUGCAGGCGUUAGGCUAUACAUAGAAUUUAACUUCAAAGUAAAAUUCUUGAAUUCAGAAAGAUUAUAUUUUACAUGAGAAAUUGAAGGAAGCCAUCGUUCUUCACUAUACAACCAAUUCUUUGUCGUAAGGUUAUCAUAACAGUACUGUUCAAGUGCAUCAAAAGGCCUGUAAUUCUUUUCAUUUCUUUCUACGUUUUAUUGACCGAAUCAGGUGACAUGUUUAAUAUUGUAUUAAACAGCGACUAGAGUCCUUUAAAUGUAGAGAACGUUUAACUUUAAACUUUCGUACAUAAGCCAAUAACGUGAGACAUACUUAAGGUUUUUUUCGUCAUAUAGACCUCUUAAAUGACAAAAUAUCAUUAAGUCCGUUUUUUAAAAUCUUUGCUGUAAAAGCAUCAUCAUAUAAUUUGAAAUAUUCUCUUUGAAUCAUAGCAUCCAUGAAUUCCCGAUGCAUAGACAAAAUCGUAGCAUUUUUCUUUUUUUUUCGUUUGUUUUCCUCGAUCAACGAAGUAAACAAGGGAUAUAGAAGCGGUUCAUCUGUCUAACUAACUCUGUUCGUCCAUUUUGGUAUAUAUGAUGCACGAUAUUUGCACUAAUGAUGCAGCUAUGGCCGCACUACUUUAUGCAUGUUGAUCGGACGCUGAAUUUGACCUGCAUUUACGGUUCAGUGGACUUGGUCAAGAUGCCACAGUCUAAUUCACACAUCGGGUUAAAGGUUAGGCAAAACUUUUUGUCCAUAAUUUUGUCGAUAAUGCUUGCAUCAAAAUAUCAGGUAGGAUCUUUCUGCAUAAUAAAGAUGCCAAACUUGACCUAUAUUUUAAGCUGAUGAAAAGGUCAAAUUCAUGACUCGUCUGCUGGUCUAUGAUAGCAUCCUCUUGUCAUAAAUUGUUUUACUUGAAUUGAAUUGAAACGCAUUUUUUAAACAUUUCUGUUUAGAAGGUUUAUCUCAUGCUGUUUAACGGGAAGGUAAAUGUUGACUAAGAUACAUAAAUAACAGAGAUGAAUUUCUGAAUGUAAAUAUCAUGAUUUGUUUUGUUCUUAAAUUCGAUUUUUGUUUGUUAUUUUUGUUUGUAACAACAGGAUUGUAAAUAUUGUCAAAUAACUGGAGAUGAUGUUCCAAUUACCUACACAAUGAACAGAGAGGAAUUGUUAUAAGUUAAUAUCUUGAUUUUUUUCUCUAUAUAUAUGUAUUUUUGUUCUCCAGUAUUUACUUUCCCAAAUGUUGACUAACAAAACGGGAGACGAUGAUCCCAAUUUUAUACACAAUGAACAGAGGAAAAUUUCUAUAAGUAAUUAUCUAGAUUUGUUUUAUUUUCAUUUUUCACAUUUGGUUUUUAUUUCGUCUAAUAUCUUUGUAAUGACAGAGAUGUAAAAAUAACAUAUAACUAGAGGUAAUGAUUCCAAAUCACUACAAUUUGAAAAGAGAGGAAUAUUAUUUCGUUUUUAAUUUUAUUUGGCUGUUUGUGCAAAUGUUGACUAACAACGGGUGGUGAUGCUCCCAAAUGAACGGAGAGAAAAUUCAAAUAAGUUUAUAUUUUGAUUUGUUUUGUUUUUGUUUUUCAUAAUUGAUUUUUUAUCUACUUGUUUGUUUUGUUACAAUGGGAAAUUAGGUUCUGAAUAUAUGCAAAACUAACAAAGAUGAGUUUCUUUUAGUAAACAUUUUCAUUUUUAUUUUUUUAUUUAUUUUUUGUGGGUUUCCAAAUUUUAUCCUUGUAUAUGUUGACGCCAUGAUAUUUGUUAUCUAUUUCACUCGUAGAACAGAACAAAUCUUUGUUCUCCGAUACAUGUGUAGUGUAAUAUAAAUAGAAGUUUAUGACCAUUUAUAAUAGAUUAUGCUUUGUUAAUAGUAAAAUAAUCUAUUUCCAGCAAGCGUGAAAACAAAAACACAUGAGUGUCGACCUGUUGUUUUGGUAAAAAAAAAUCAUUGAACGUGUAAUCUGAAACCUGUACCAUCUGUAAAUAUGUACAACUAGUUCCCCGUGUAAACAUUUUCGUGUGAAAUGUCUUUUCGGAACAGAACACAAUCUCGAUGCUUUAUUAUUAACAUAACUCUGUGUACAAUAUAUGUAUCAAUUCACAUUUAACAUUUAUGUAUACAUGCAUCUACUUUCAGUUUAGUGAAUUAUUGUUCUUUUCCCAAACGAAAUUAUUAAAGUCACGAAUUUAAAGUUCUGUUUUUCAUAAUAACCGGAAUGGGAUUGGAUGGGAUCUUGUGUAACAAUGUAUCCAGCGAUGGAACGUGACGUUCACAAUUUUCUGUUAUGUAAGAAUUGAAAGGCAUUUUUUAAACAUUGGUUAUGCAACCAUUACGUUAAACAGACUGCCUGAUUCGCGGAACUGUGUUAUAUCGUACAAGUUAAAAACAUUUUAGUCUUAAUGUCCAUGUUCAAAAUACAAAGAAAAUUGCAUUUCAACUUCCUGUAUGGUUUAUCUUGGUUCAUAACACAUCCUAAACAAACUGAUUUACCAAACGGAAGAAGCGCUAUUUUUAUCUAUGGUUGCACUUAUCAAUUGGAAGCCGUUUGGGAUUAUUGGUCUUCAUUAGAAAUUGACGUCAGACCAUGAUUGGUCCCCGACUACUUCAAAAGUUUAUAAGCCUGAACAGUUUCAAAUUUAAACACAUUCACUUGUAAUAUUUAUUUAUUUUUUAUUCUUCAUUAGGACAACAUUUCUAUUGAGAAGUUUGAUCUAAGGCUGUUUAACGGGAAGGUAAAAGUUGACAAAUAACGGGAUGUGAUUUUCUGAUUAUCUACACAAUGAACAGAGGGGAAUUGUUAUAAGUUAAUAUUUUGAUUUGAUUUUUUCUUAAAACUUUUCUUAAAACUGAAGUUGAUGAUCCCAAUGGUAUAAACAAUGAACAAAGGGAUUUCUAUAAGUAGACAUCUUUAUUUGUUUUUAUUUUAAUUUUUCACAUUUUUUUUAAUCAAAUAUUCUUGUAACGACGGACAUGUAAAAUAUGACAUAUAACUGGAGGUAAUGGUUCCAAAAAAAUAUACUUUAAAAAGAGAGGAAUAUUGAUUCGUUUAUUUUUUUUCAUUUUUUCAUAUUUUUUUUUGACAACGGAAAUACAAAUGUUGACUAACAACGGGAGGGUAUGAUACCAAUUUUAUAACAAUGAAAGGAGGGAAAUUCAAUAUCUUUAUCGAAUGUUUUCUUUUUCUUUUUCAUAUUUGAUUUUUAUCUGUUUGUAUAUUAUGUUACAAGUAAGUUCUGAAUAUAUGUUAAACUAACAAAGAUGAAUUCCAUUAGUAAACAUUUCCAUUUAUACUUUUUAUCUAUUUUUGUUGGUUUCCAAUAUCGCCUGAGAGUUUGACGCCAUGAUGUUUGUUUUCUAUUUCACAAGUUUCACUUAUAGAAGUCUGUACUUCGAUAUAUGUGUAGCUCUAGUGUAAUAUAAAUGGAAUGUUAUAUAUAAUUAUGCCCAUAUAUAAUAAAUCAUGCUUUGUCACUGACAGUAAAAUAAUCUGAGUACGAUGACAUUGGACGUUAUGGUUGAGAGCUUCCUGUAAAUAUGUUGUGAUUCAAAAGCACGAUCGUUUCAGCAGUACGAUAAAAUAUUUAAUUAUGUUGAAUGGUUCGCACCUAUCAGUCAAGCAGCAAGCUAUGUA